Molecule: messenger RNA, 753 nt
Organism: Acanthosepion pharaonis
Lineage: Eukaryota; Metazoa; Mollusca; Cephalopoda; Sepiida; Sepiidae
Source: the annotation of a GenBank genome assembly
AUGACCUGGCAUGGUGGUAGUGAAGAAGAAGAAGAAGAAGAAGAAGAAGAAGAAGAAGAAGAAGAAGAAGAAGAUGAUGAUGAUGAAUUUGUUCAUUAUCUAUCUAUCUAUCUAUCUAUCUAUCUAUCUAUCUAUCUAAGUUUAUUCAUUAUCUAUCUAUCUUUGUUCAUUAUCUAUCUAUCUAUCUAUCUAUCUAUUUUAGUUUGUUCAUUAACUAUCUUUGUUUAUUAUCUAUCUAUCUAUCUCAGUUUUUUCAUAAUCUAUCUAUCUAUCUAUCUAUCUAUCUAUCUAUCUAUCUAUCUAUCUAUCUAUCUCUGUCUGUUCAUAUCUAUCUAUCCGCCCCUCACCUGUGUCUGUUUAGAUUUCAGAAAAUCUCUAUUGUUUCAACCUCUUAUCUAUCUAUCUAUCUAUCUAUCUAUCUAUCUAUCUAUCUAUCUAUCUAUCUGUGGAUCCUACCACAACACUAUCUGUCCCUUAUCUAUCUAUCUAUCUAUCUAUCUAUCUAUCUAUCUAUCUAUCUAUGGUUCUUCUUUCUUUCUUUCAUUCUUUGUCUUUUCAUCUGUAAUUACUUGUAACCUUAGUCUUCUUUCUUUCUUUCUUUCUUUCUUUCUUUCUUUCUUUCUUUGUCUUUUCAUCUUCUUCUUUCUUUCUUUCUUUCUUUCUUUCUUUCUUUCUUUGUCUUUUCAUCUUCUUCUUUCUUUCUUUCUUUCUUUCUUUCUUUCUUUCUUUCUUUCUUUGUCUUUUCAUCUGUAA